This is a messenger RNA of Rhagoletis zephyria (snowberry fruit fly), 1796 nucleotides long. RefSeq lists its product as uncharacterized. Lineage: Eukaryota; Metazoa; Arthropoda; Insecta; Diptera; Tephritidae. The record is from RefSeq and is a predicted model, not a curated record.
AUGUAUACUACAUACAUCUACCAUCUGCAUAAGCAUGAAAGAAAUUCUGGUAACACAAAACACACUAACCGAUUUGAUAAAAAUUUCAAAAGCAAUUUAUUCAAAAGGUUCCUGAGCUUCGGUGGAGGCGGCGUUGCUGGCGGUUCAAGCGGUAACACCGGUAAUGCGGCAGCAGGCGGUGGUUCCGGCAAUUUCCUCUUCGAUAUCAUACGCUUGUUCUCGGGCAGCGUACAGACACAGACUGGUGAUGAAGCGGCCAACGGCGCUAAUAGCGUAGGAGGCGGCGGUGACUCAGAUGGUGAUAGUGAUGCGAAUCGUGCGGCUGAUGGCUUUACGGAAGGUAUUCCCGGACCGGUAACACGAUUGGUGGUGCUGGCGAACAGAGGCUUGGCCAAUCUGAUACAGGAUUUGAUAUUGCGCAUUGCGGCAACCAGCGAAAAAUUCGUCAACUUCAAAGCCAAACUGAUUACGGCGCUGAUCUAAGUACGGUCGCGACCUCAACUAUCUACAGCUGUCUUCAUCUCACACAUACUGCCUUUCAACAAUAAAAUUUAAAUACUCUAAUUGCAUUUACAGACAUAUUUGCAUGCAUGUGUACACCGCGAGAAAUUACCAUAGCAAAAUCAUAAAAAGUUGAAAGUGAAAUUUUCAUGAAAACCAUUAAAAGGCAGCAGGAGUAGUAAAAGCAUAUUUAUUUAGUAACAAAAAAAGACAUGUAGAAAAUGCAAAAUUAUCCAUACACACAAACUUUGAAAGCUACAUAAAUCACUCUCUUAUAACAAGUAAGCUGAAAUGAGUACCAUAAUAUUCCGAAAUUUCAUACACCAUCAGCAAUGUGAGUUGAGUUACUGCUAAUUGUAUUUAUUGUUAAGUGCUUUUAACGUUGUUGUCACAAAAAUUUAAUGCAAUGUAUGUAUGUACAUAUAAAAUGAAUGAAUUCACAAAGAAUGGGACACCAGAUUUUCUAAGCGAAGAUGCUGCGAUGCGUUGUUGAGCGACGCACCACUGCAUCCUCGAUAACAACCUGAAUGAAAUGAUUAACUUGUACGCUAACUAAUUGACUAUCAAUCAGAUUCUGCAGAAAAUUUUAAAUUCGUGCGCUCAUCACCAACCGAGUAAAUAGCAUUUGUCAUCGUUUUCACACCACACUAGUUAUAUGAUAGCGUACUUUUCUAUCGAUGGUACUUUUCUAUCGAUUAUCAGUAACUGAAGACGUAGUCAAUCAUCUCAUUACUACUUGUACAUACAUCGAUAACUGUUGUUUAAACUACAUUUAAAAAACUACACUAAAACACAACUCUACAGCUAUUUUAUGUAUAUACAUAUUUCUUCCUAAAUAUUUCGUUUUUUUUUUUUUUAAAUACAUUUGUUUAAAAACAAAGCUUUUAGUGACUGUGGUGUUUUAUAAACUAUGUACUUAAUAAUUAUUGUACUUUUUUUUUAUUAAGGUUAAAAUUUUUAGAAUCGAAUAACGCGAUACUUGUCAAAAUUCUUGCUCGAUAGUUGUUGUUAAAUUUUAUUUGGCUAAUUACAAAAACAAACAAAAAACGAUAUUUACUUAAUAGAAUGCAACAGCGAAAGAAAAAAGUUUUUUAAAACAAUAUUGUCAAUAAAUUAAAUUAAGUUAAACGAGAUCAAUAUGAAACUUAGUUUAAGUAUUUUUGUUUACUUUUAUGGAUUCCUUAUUUACACAUUUUUUUGUUUUUAUUUGUAAACGAUUUUUAUACAUAUAUUAUAUUUUUUUAACGUAACGGUUAUCGUUCUGAUAUGAGCUACUUACUCGUCAAAUCAAAAAC